GAGGACAUGCUUGUGCAAUGUAACUGGGAGGCUGCUUGUUCUAAGAGAAGAGUUUCUGUACAGUCUGCGUUACCUAAUGAGGAAGCAGUUCAGGUGAAGAAACCCGCUCACUUCGGAACAACAAAUGAAGAUAUCAAGAACAACUUGGAUUUAUUUACUUUAAAGCUUCAGUUAUGAGUAAUUGUCAUAAUCAAAGCGAUCCUGAUCAGCUCCAUGGAUUUCUUAUUCCAAAGUAUUUUCUCAGCCAGAGGAACCACAUCAGACCCAGAGCUCAGCAGUGAUGCUGGCGAUGCAGCACUACAACUCCUCAGGUAUUGUUGCCUCCUCUCCCCUGUCUAACCAGACCACCAUGGGGCAGGAGCUGGAGGGCGUAGCACGUACUGACACCCCUAUGCAGAACAACCCCACAGCUGCUGGCCUUACCAUGACUCUGGGCAUCCUGUUCAACGUAGUGGCCCUCAUCAUUCUGGCCAAGGCUUACAACCGCUUCCGUCGGCGGUCAAAGGCCACUUUUCUGCUCUUUGCGAGCUCCCUGGUGGCUACAGAUCUGGUUGGACAUGUUAUCCCUGGAGCCCUUGUGCUGAGAAGAUAUUCUGCAGGCAAUGGGUCCACAUCCAGCUUUAAAGGUGAUCCUGCGGAUCCAGAUGCCCCUUGUCUGUUUUUGGGAGGUUGCAUGGUGUUCUUUGGACUUUGCCCACUUUUUCUGGGCUGUGCCAUGGCUGCUGAGCGCUGUCUGGGCGUCACAAGGCCUUUGCUGCAUGCACGUCUAGUGACCACAGCACGGACAAAGAUGGCACUGACACUCAUCUGGCUCCUGGCUUUAUGUGUGGCCCUCCUGCCCUUCUUCAGCCUUGGUGCCUACACCUAUCAGUACCCAUGGACAUGGUGUUUUAUCAGGGUGAUGGAGGACAUUAAAGGGACAGAUCUGGCCUUUGUGAUGCUGUUCUCUGGACUGGCUUUGAGCUCUCUGGCCUCAGCCUUUGUAUGUAACACCAUCAGCGGGAUCACACUAGUUAGAGCCCGGCUAAAGAAGAGGUCCUGCUCCCAGCGCCGCUCAGCCAGGUCUCAUGAUACGGAGAUGGUGGUCCAGCUGGUCGGCAUCAUGGUCACUUCCUGUAUCUGCUGGAGCCCUCUGCUGGUCUUUGGACUGAUGUCAGCCACACGGUCCUACAGUGGCUCCCUGGGCGAUGACCUAAACACAUACAGGGGACUGAUGGUGACAGGUGUCAGGAUGGCAACCUGUAACCAAAUCCUGGAUCCUUGGGUCUACAUCCUGUUGCGUCGUGCCAUCCUCAGGAAGAUCUACCGCAUCACUAAAAAGCAGGCCAGUUUCAAGGGAAGCACAUUUCGCUCCGUCCGCUGGGAUGUCAGCUCCUUUCAGAACUCAGAGAAAAACAGUGUUAAUAAGAUCUGAGGGACAAUGAAAGGGCAAAUGGCAGCCAUCUCUUUUUAAGGGGUGCUCUGUCACUUGCCAUCAGGAUCAGUACUGAACCUGGCAGCUUUUCAUCCUGAUCUGAAUUCAGUGUUAAUAGGUUGAAAAGAGAUUUCUUUCUUGGCAGGUGCUGGAGUGACCUCUGUAUGUAUGAAGUAUUAUGUGUUGGGAUCCCAAGUGGUUAACAUGUUGUUAAAAACAAUAUGUUCCAAAUCUGAAAUAUUACUGACCAGCUGAUGAUAACCUGUUAGGUUGUUGUAUUUAUGAGCCAGUGUUAUUCUACAAAGGGAAAAGCCCCAACUUAUUAUAAACUGCUAAUAGUGUACAUUAGAAUGCAACAUGGCCCAUAUACUGGACAUGUUUGCAUGGCUGUCUGCCCUCUAUGAGAGCAGAUGUAAACGUAAAGGUUUUUGUGCAGGAGUAUGAUGUAUUACUUUUUGCUAAACUGAAGACUGCUCCUAGUCGUAAAGCAAACAUCUCAACUCAGAAGCGUUUGUCUGUAAAUGUACCAUUUGUUUUGUUGUCUGUCACAAUGUAAAAAUCAGUGACUUGUGUAAAUGCUCACAUAAGAGAGCAAAAGAAAAGGCUGUGCUUUUACCUCAGCUUGAAGAUGUGAAAAACACAUGUAAUGCUGUGACAUGGAUGUGAAUGUGUAUCUUUAUUGUGUGUUUGUGAUUGUGUCUAUAGUAUUUUCCCCAGAGUGCCUGGGGACUGAAGUUAAGCUAUAUGUUGCAAAAAGCUAAUUGAAUGUGACAUUGUCAAGAGAGGGGGAUGUAAGAUUACAUAAUAAAUGGUUAUCUGUUUCUGCUUUAUAAUUGAUGUCAUAUUUUUACAAUUUUACAAGUAGUAAAAUCAAAGUGGGGUUCAAUUUUAGCAGUGAACAGAUAGUCUAGGCUAAGCUAAACCAAGCUAACUGACCUCUGGCUGUAGCCUCCUAUUUACCGUACAGAUGUGAGAGUGGUAUCAAUCUUCAUUGACCCCUAGGCAAGAAAGCAAAUAUAGAUAUUUCCCAAAAUGUACAACCUUUACUUUGAAGGUUUCAACUCAGAAACUCUGUACAGUUCCUAUCAUCACAUAAGCCCCUUAACCAUCAGCUGACUGUGGAACGGAAUAAUUAUGGCUGUGAAAAUUUAGACCUGAGUCUAGGACAAUGCCCAGAUGUCUGGUCUGACUUUCCAGUUGUCACAGAUAAAGACUUAAGAAAUUUAA
Molecule: messenger RNA, 2641 nt
Organism: Lates calcarifer (barramundi perch)
Lineage: Eukaryota; Metazoa; Chordata; Actinopteri; Centropomidae
Product: prostaglandin E2 receptor EP1 subtype
Exons: 3
Coding region: 281-1414 (377 amino acids)
Biological process (GO): positive regulation of cytosolic calcium ion concentration; inflammatory response; adenylate cyclase-activating G protein-coupled receptor signaling pathway
Cellular component (GO): plasma membrane
Molecular function (GO): prostaglandin E receptor activity; thromboxane receptor activity
Source: RefSeq, a predicted model, not a curated record